Messenger RNA from Helicoverpa armigera (cotton bollworm), 3672 nucleotides. RefSeq lists its product as uncharacterized. Lineage: Eukaryota; Metazoa; Arthropoda; Insecta; Lepidoptera; Noctuidae. The record is from RefSeq and is a predicted model, not a curated record. Bases 1063 to 2298 code for a protein of 411 amino acids. The transcript is spliced from 4 exons.
UUCAGAUAUUACUGAACAACUAUGCAUAGGAGUGCUGCAGAUAGAUCGUUCAUUCAGCAAGAUGACUGCGUGUGGCCUGUUUUGUCUGGAUGCUAGGCUACCGAUGCAUUUAAUGCAAUUGCUCACAAGUUAUGCUAUAGUACUCCUACAAUUUGCUAUUCUGUAAAGUACACUCGUUACAUGGGUAUUUGGUGGAUCAAGAUGUGGGUUGAUGUCACAAAAGGCAAAAUAGGUUGGCGCGUAUUGUUCCUUUGAAUUAAGUCUGAAUUGUAAAAAUACUAUGAUAAUAAUUGUGCCUGUUACGCGUAACUUUUUUUGAAUUCAUCUGUUAUGUUAAAGUGUUAUUGUGCUGAAUUAAUGUCUAAUAAUUAAUGGUCUAAUAGCCAAGAGCCUCGACCAAUACCUCAUAAGGCUCUCGAUAGGCGGCUGGAUCAAGGGACUGGAUUUUGGCAGCCUCUUUGAUACGGUCAUAUUGUUUCUGUCUCCGGAAUCUAAGACCCUGUUCACCAUAUCGGUGUCCACCUUUAUUUAAUAUUUUUAAAUGUUUUUUUAACUAAUAUUUAAGAUAUAUAAGAUCGAGAGGUGUGGAGACAAAAUAGGGAGGCCUUUGCCCAGCAGUGGGACAAUAUAGGCUACGAAAUAUAGAUGUUUAUGAAAAUAAAUAAAUGAGAAUGAGAAUAUUAAAUAAAUUGCAUUUUUACAAGUAUUUCGAUCCAAAUCAUUGUGGGAUUCUGCAACCAAAUACUUUCUAGGGCAACAUUUUAACGCAGCCUGACGUUUAGACAACUAUUAUAAUACUCAUUUAAACAAAGUUUUCAGCAACAGUGUUGUUGCUCAGCAACAGUGUUGUUGCUGAGCAACAAUGUUGAUCAACUGUCAACAUUUUACGAGCCUUUACAAACCUGUUAUUUUUGGAAUUCAACAUUCAUUAAUAAAAAAGUUUAUCAAGUUCCGACUUACACGAUAAACGAACAAACAACUGAUGACGAUGUCAAACUAUCAUUUAAAUGUUAAAAUAAUUACUUAAACACUGUUCGAUCGACUUUACGAACGCCAUUCAGAAUGAUCAUGACAACUUCAAAGGACAUGUAUACCUAUUUAAAAAAUAAAUUGAAGUUUAAAAGAAUAGAAACUAUAAUUGUUCCAACAUGUAAAUCUGAUUUAUUACAAAAUAACAAAAUAGAGGAUGAUCUACAAUCGAUGCUGAGGCCUUUGAAUUUCAUGCAAAAUAUUUUACUUUACGCCAAGUAUUCCAUUCGUAACAAUCAUAUCUAUUGCAAUACUUAUUUCUACAACUGUUUUAGUUUGUUUAGCUGGUUUAUUUAUAGAUGUUUCAGCUUGAUUCAUUUAAUCAGUGUUAUUAAAAGUGCUGCUAGCGGAAAGAAAGGAUGGGGCGAGCACUCCACGCGGUACUUUAUUUUUGCCAGUGUUGUGGACUAUGUAAUUUUCGUAAUCGGAGAUUUGACUCGUGCAUUCUUGAAUAUCACCCAAAGUCAGCAUAAUGUCUCUUUAAUCCUCAAAAUCCAGCACGUGCUCGAAGCCUUACAAAUUGAUAAAUUCAAACUUAAAUAUUAUGUGAUCUUCAACUGGUCUUUCAUUAUAUUUAUCAAUAGUUGUUUUAUAGUUUUCUUCUGCUUUUUCGUUUAUACUUUUGAUGAUGUCAGUGUUUUCGAUAUAUUUGCGGGGUAUAUUUCUAUCAACCAUGACACAAAUAUUAUGUUCACGAUAUUCUUUUUGAAACUGAUGACUAAAAUGCUUCGUGUGUGGAUAAAAAAAGUAGAAAAUUCGAGAAACCUUGAUAAUUUAGCAAGAAACGAGGACUGGGAUAUAUUGUUUGAUGUAUUUGCGAAUAUUCAAGAAGCUUACACGAUCUUAGACAAGAGUUGUCGACUAAUGAUAACUUAUUAUACAUUGUUUGUAUCGUACCUCAGUUUGCGUAACGUCUCCAUGGUCCUGUGUAUAAGAUCAUUUUUAGAUCUACAAUCACGAUUCAUCUUCCUGCCGGUGGCGACACAGAUGUGGAAUAUGAAAAACAUCGCCAUGGUAAUUUUGUUAGCUAUAGAGUGCGAGAAUUUCUAUGCUGCGUUAAGAGAUGUUGAGAGCACCUGCGUGAUGUUCAUACAGGCAAGACACCGUCAUGAUCCAAAUGUUUGCAAGAACGUGCUAAGAGUACAGCGUGCUAUGUUUCAUAAGAUGAGCGCUUGCGGCUUCUUCGACGUAGACGCCCAGUUGCCACUGCAGUUAUGCAGUUUUCUCACGUCCUACACUAUUGUCUUGUUACAAUUUGCGUAUCUUUGAUAAGACAAUUUUAAUGUGUUUUUUUAUAUGAAUAAAUUAUUUAAAAAUGUAAUGUUUUUUUUUACAACAGAAGCGAUGGGAAAGACGUCGUAUCUGGAAAUACUGUUACUUAUGAGAUGACCGUAAGAUGGAGGAGCAUGAAGAAGGAAAUAUGAUUGACCAACCCCGUGUUAGGGCAGGAUAGAUGAUGAAACGAAACUAAAGCCGGGUCGAAGGAGCUGCGGGAUAGUUUGAAAGGGCUCCAGAAGCAACAUGAUGGAUUUAAGUCAGUUAGUCUGCUAGUGCCCGUCACGCUGCCUCACGCACCCACAGCAGGCGAUGAUUUCCCACUAAAAAAAAAAAUUAAGAACUUUGUCAAUUUUCUUUAAUAAAAGACGCGUAAUAAUGAAUACAUAUUGGAAUAAUUUAUGAAUGUGUACAAUAAAAUUGUGUGCGCAUGAAUAGGUGAGACACACGAGUAAAAGUAACAUGAUACAUUAAAGUUAACGCAUCAUAUCUGAUAACACAUCAAAACAUUAGACUAAUCAGGUGAUAAACCUCCAAUAACCAAAUAUAAUGAGCCAAAUACAUAUACCAAAAUGGUAUAGCUACAUCAAUAAAGGUAAUAUUUGAAAACUGCCGUUUAGUCCACAAACUAAUUAAAAAUCGCCCUGACGUCAGCAUGCAUAAUAUUUUUAAAAUAUUCCAAAAGAAAAGAAAUCAAACGAUCAUCCUGAAUCCAGUACAUCACGAUAGUCGUCUCGAUAAUGAAGUUUUAAGAAUCAUUUAUCCUUUUAACUUUGCCUUUUUUCUAUUGCUGUCUUCAAAGUAUAGCAUACAAGAUAAUCGUAUCAUGCCCAUUGGGAUGCUGCGAAAGUGUCUCUCUCUCUUUAACGUUUUUUACGCCGGUGCCCUGAGUCUCUGCUUCAUUUAUUUCUAUAUCGUCACCAAUGAUUUCUCCAAAAGUUCGAUAAUCAUGUCAAUUAUCCAUGUUUCAGGAACCGUUACUUUUAGUAUGGGAUUGACAUUGAUUAUUGUAGGAAAUAUAGUUUUCGAAAACUAUAACAUCCAGCUUAUUAAGAUGAUCCAAUUUAUUAAUAGAGGCAUUGAUUUUAGUAGAAGUGUCAAGAGCUUUAUUUUUUACAACUGGAUCUAUGUUAUAUUUGUCUUUACUAUCGAUUUGUUUACGUACAUUUUUUUUAUGGUCACCCUUUAUAUGGAUGACUUAGGUAUUGUAACUUUAUGGGCCAGAUUAAUGUUCAUCUCAUAUGAUAUAAAUCGCGUAUAUGCCAUUCGUAUUAUAACAUUAUUAAGAAAAUAUCUCGAUGAAUGGAACAAAAAUGUGUCGCAAGUUAAUAAUGAAGAUGGAACACGUUUCAUGAAGUUAUUAGAGGU